AUGUUUAGCUUAAACCCACAACCCCAUUUGCUAAUUUUCCUUCUAGUUCUGGUACUGUUUUCACAUUCAUCAGUUCAAUCCCUGAGGUUUGAAGUGCAAUCUGGUGGAGCCAGAUGCAUCUCCGAAGACAUGAGGCCCAAUUCCAUGACAGUGGGAAACUAUAGCAUUGCCAAUCCCAAUGAGGGUCACCCCUUACCUGAAUCACACAAACUCAUUGUUCGGUUGGUUUCGCCUGGUGAGGAAUUGGGUCACUUUGGAGAUCAUGUUCAAUCAGGGCAAUUUGCAUUUGAGGCAGUGGAGACUGGUAACUACAUUAUAUGUUUUUGGGGUGCAGAUCACAAUCCCAAGGUAACUUUCUCUGUUGAUUUUGAAUGGAGGUCGGGUGUGCCAACCAAGGAUUGGAAUGUUGCUAAGAAAACCAACAUUGAUGCAAUGACAUCAAGUGUAAUGGAUUUGCAGAACACGGUCUCUUCCAUUCAUGAAGAGAUGUUUUAUCUUCGACUUCGACAAGAUGAAAAUCAAGAGUUCAACUGGGCAACCAACACCAGAAUGUUCUGGUUGAGUUUGCUCUCACUUUUUGUCUGCUUCUCAGUAGCAGGGUUGCAACUAUGGCACUUGAAGACCUUUUUUGAGAAAAAGAAAAUCAUAUAAUUUUUUUUUGUCAUACACUAUGGGGGCCUCUAAAUUAUCUAGGAAGACUAGGAUUAUUCCUUUUUAUUAUUGGAAAAAUGGUUUCCAUAGCAAAUAAAUUUUAAGGAUUGUUAAUGUUCUCUUAA
Molecule: messenger RNA, 776 nt
Organism: Lotus japonicus
Lineage: Eukaryota; Viridiplantae; Streptophyta; Magnoliopsida; Fabales; Fabaceae
Product: transmembrane emp24 domain-containing protein p24delta9-like
Exons: 4
Coding region: 1-651 (216 amino acids)
Biological process (GO): Golgi organization; endoplasmic reticulum to Golgi vesicle-mediated transport; intracellular protein transport
Cellular component (GO): endoplasmic reticulum; endoplasmic reticulum-Golgi intermediate compartment; Golgi apparatus
Source: RefSeq, a predicted model, not a curated record